Metopolophium dirhodum (rose-grain aphid) is the source of this 727-nucleotide messenger RNA. RefSeq lists its product as uncharacterized. The record is from RefSeq and is a predicted model, not a curated record. NCBI's taxonomy places the organism in Eukaryota, Metazoa, Arthropoda, Insecta, Hemiptera, Aphididae. Bases 112 to 651 code for a protein of 179 amino acids. The transcript has 4 exons.
UUAUAUAAAACUGCUUAACUGUGUUUGUUUUAUGUAUUAUUUAGAGUUAAAUUGUCUAGUUGUGAUUUGUGAAGUAAGUUACUUUAUAGUUUCUACUAAAAAUAUUUAAAUAUGAGUUAUAUUAGUAAAUGUGAUUGCGGUAAAUUAAGUUCUUCAAUGAAUGAUUUAAAUUGGAGUAGACAUGUUAACUCAUGUAAAGUACGAAAAUUUAAAAGAAACUCACAUGACAUAAAAUCUUUUUUUUCUGGAAGCAAUAAAAAAAGCAAAUUGACUCACCAAAUUACUGAUGCAAAAAAUACUCUUGUUGAUUUAAACAAUGAUUUAAAUGAAGAACCAGUACAUAAAGAAUGUUCGAUUGAACGUGUCGAAUGUGAACUUCAACAAGAUACUGAGAUAAACACAUGUUUGGAAAAUAAAUCUCUUGUUGAUUUAAACAAUGAUUUAAAUGAAGAACCAGUACAUAAAGAAUCUUCGAUUGAACUUGUCGAAUGUGAACUUCAACAAGAUACUGAGAUAAACACAUGUUUGGAAAAUAAAGGUAUUCAUAUGAUGGAGCUAGCAAUAUGCGUGGUAACUAUAAAGGCCUCCAAGCACGUAUUAAAUCAGAAAGCCCACAAGCAUUAUUUGUUUGGUGUCACUCACAUCGCUUAGCUUUGGUAGUAAAACAAGCAGUAUCGUGUAACUCCAACGCUGUUGAUUUAUUUGGGAACUUAGAAACUCUCUAUAC